GACGCCAUAUUGCCCUCAGCUGGAAGAACGCGGGAGGGUCUUGAGAGAAAUUUAAAAACACACGACCUGCGUUUCCCUCUCCGAACCACGACUAAUGGACGCAAUGGCAAGCCCGGGCAAAGAAAACUAUCGAAUGAAGAGCUACAAGAAUAAAGCCCUGAACACCCAGGAAAUGCGAAGACGGAGAGAGGAGGAGGGAAUACAGCUCCGUAAACAGAAGAGGGAGGAGCAGCUGUUCAAAAGGAGGAAUGUGUGUAUACCACCUGGUGAUGAGUCCAUGCUUGAAUGCCCCAUUCAAGACCCUGAUAUCAGCUCCACUGUACCUGUAUCAGGUGAAGGAGUUAUAACCCAAGACAUGAUUCAAAUGAUGUUCUCUGAGGAUCCAGACCAGCAGCUCAUAGCCACUCAGAAGUUCAGAAAGUUACUUUCUAAAGAGCCCAAUCCUCCCAUUGAUGAGGUCAUCCUCACACCCGGUGUAGUCAACCGAUUUGUUGAAUUCCUAAAAAGGAGUGAUAACUGCACUCUGCAGUUUGAAGCAGCUUGGGCCCUGACCAACAUUGCAUCUGGGACCUUCCAACACACCAAGGUGGUCAUUGAGACUGGGGCCGUGCCUAUCUUCAUAGAGCUGCUAAAUUCUGAGUAUGAGGAUGUACAAGAGCAGGCUGUGUGGGCAUUGGGAAAUAUUGCCGGAGAUAAUGCAGAGUGCAGAGACUAUGUCCUUAACUGUGGCAUCUUGCCCUCUCUUCAGCAGUUGCUUGCCAAAUCAAAUCGGCUCACUACCACCCGGAACGCCGUGUGGGCUCUGUCCAACCUGUGCAGAGGGAAAAAUCCACCUCCGGACUUUGCAAAGGUGUCGCCCUGUCUGAGUGUGCUCUCCAGAUUGCUCUUCAGCAGUGAUCCUGAUGUUCUUGCAGAUGCCUGUUGGGCACUUUCAUAUCUGUCAGAUGGACCCAACGACAAAAUCCAGACAGUUAUUGACUCGGGCGUGUGCCGCAGGCUGGUUGAGUUGCUCAUGCACAGUGAUUACAAAGUGGUGUCUCCUGCACUGAGAGCGGUGGGGAACAUUGUAACAGGAGAUGAUAUUCAGACCCAGGUGAUUCUGAACUGCUCCGCUCUGCCCUGCCUGCUCCAUCUACUCAGCAGUCCGAAGGAAUCCAUCAAAAAAGAGGCCUGCUGGACAGUCUCCAAUAUCACUGCUGGGAACAGAUUGCAAAUCCAGGCAGUGAUCGAUGCCAACAUAUUCCCAGUGCUAAUCGAAAUUCUGCAAAAAGCCGAGUUCCGCACCAGGAAGGAGGCCGCGUGGGCAAUAACCAACGCCACCUCGGGAGGCACCCCAGAGCAGAUGAGGUACUUGGUUUCUCUCAACACCAUAAAGCCCAUGUGUGACCUGCUCACGGUGAUGGACUCCAAGAUUGUGCAGGUGGCUCUGAACGGCCUAGAGAACAUUCUUAGACUGGGAGAACAAGAGUCCAAACAGAACGGAUCGGGCCUCAACCCUUAUUGUGCCCUCAUUGAAGAGGCUUACGGCUUAGACAAGAUUGAGUUCCUGCAGAGCCACGAGAACCAGGAGAUUUACCAGAAGGCCUUUGACCUGAUCGAGCACUACUUUGGGGUGGAGGAGGAAGACGCUAGCAUCGUUCCCCAGGUGGAUCAGAAUCAGGGCCAGUACAUUUUCCAGCAGCCUGAGGGACCGAUGGAGGGCUUCCAGCUCUAACCCUUACACCUAUUCUACUGGCCAAUCUUCAGGCCUUGCUUCAUCCAUCCUGCUUGGAGUCUCCUCUCCCUCCCUCUCUGUAGCGCAGGACCUCCGCUCCAGCCUCUCUCAAAGACACGGAGGCCUGGAGCCGCUACUCACAGCAGAGAUGACACUUGCGCCCCACCAAACCCAACCCAACCCACUAAAUCUUCUAUUUCCAUGCUGCCCAUCUUCCAAGCUCUUUUAUAGAGAGAGAAGAUCUGUGAGGUGAACCAAGGAGGGCAAAGCUCAGAGUGUGUAGUUUAAGUCCAGUUGAGACUUACAGAAAGCAUCUUGCUUUUAUUAUUAUUGUUGUUGUUAUUAUUAGACAUUUGGCACUGGUGUCCUGUAAAGUAAACUUUACUCCAUGUCCCUUGAGAAAUGUGAAACUACCUCUUCAAUCAGAAAACAAAAUGUUUGACACACACCCAGCCUUUAGUUCUGACAGUUCUCUUCUCUUGCUAAGCAAAUGCGUCUAUGCAAACAAAUAUUUAAUUUUGAGGUGGUAGAAACCAUAAGGUCUAUUGUACUGUUUGGGCAGACAGAGCAACUAAUGUAUUUGCGUUGAUACAUUUGCAUUGGAUGUAUUAGUUAACUUUGUGUUCCAUCACACCCAUCCAUCCUGAGGGCAUGUCAAGCCUAGUUACACUAUUUAUUUUGGCGUUUUGUUAACUAGCAGCAAACUGCGGACCUUGGAGAUUCAUAGCCGUAUUUAUUGUGCUAUUUGGAAGGAACCGGUCUGUGGGCUCCGGCUGUUGGGAGACCAGCACAUAGCCCACUUCCUCUCAGCACCCACUUUGCUAAUGCUGUUAAAGCAUUUUAGUUGCAUUAGCAGCUUUUAAUGCAUUAAAAGCGUCGCAUGAAAUUAUUUAUGUGUGGUCACAUGAUCACUAAGAUGCAGUUCUUUGUAUGUAUGCAUAUCAUUGGGUUUCUCAUCUCACCUGAAGGUGUUUCUUUUUGUGCUGACUGGCUUUAAUUUGAUUUAUUUAAUGUCACAUGUUAGAAAGUGUUUGAGAUGUAGUGAAAUGUGUAUAUUAUAUAUACAUUGAGGAUAGGAGGAGGAAGUUUUUCAGUGAAAUUGUCUUGGUGUGCGGUGAAAUACUAAUAUAAGGAAAGCGUCUUUUAUAGCAUUCUUCAUUCGAAGAACUUUCUCAUGUCCCCCACUAGUGCUCAAAAAUGACUAAAUAUUCUUUAAUAUUUCUUUUAUGAAUAAAUUCUUUUAUUUUUUUAGUCGCUUCAACUGAAUUUUACAUACAGAAGAUUGCCUUUGUCAUGAAACCUGUCUGGCACAAAGUUCCUCUGUUCUUUGUUUUUGGCGUGAUUAUUUACUUCCUCCUCAUAUUCUGCCUGUGAAUCACUUGCACCCAUUUUCCUUUGAAACAAGUUUGAUCCAAAUAAGAGUUAUAAUAAUGGAAAGUCAGUAUAUUUACAAAAACAUAAUUGAGAUUGUAAAAUGAAACUUUAUCAAGCACAUUCAAUUGUGUAUAGUUUUGUAAAAUUUCUCAUGUUUGUACAAUGUUUUCUAAGUUUGGGUUUGUUUGUUUUUUUGUUUUUUGCAUACGAUAAAAACCCCAUCUGUGUUUUAAGUUAUCAUUGGUACAACCCUUCAGUAUAGAGGAGAGGAGAUCAUUGCUUUCCUCGAGGACAAAUGUUGGUAUUGUGUGAAAUAAUGUAAACAAAUAAAAUGUUCUGUUACACAUUUAAA
This is a messenger RNA of Pimephales promelas (fathead minnow), 3440 nucleotides long. It is a transcript of the gene kpna5, whose product is annotated as karyopherin alpha 5 (importin alpha 6). The record is from RefSeq and is a predicted model, not a curated record. Gene Ontology annotation, biological process: protein import into nucleus. NCBI's taxonomy places the organism in Eukaryota, Metazoa, Chordata, Actinopteri, Cypriniformes, Leuciscidae. Gene Ontology annotation, molecular function: nuclear import signal receptor activity; protein binding. Gene Ontology annotation, cellular component: cytoplasm.